Molecule: messenger RNA, 4439 nt
Organism: Myxocyprinus asiaticus (Chinese sucker)
Lineage: Eukaryota; Metazoa; Chordata; Actinopteri; Cypriniformes; Catostomidae
Product: probable cationic amino acid transporter
Exons: 8
Coding region: 500-2857 (785 amino acids)
Biological process (GO): transmembrane transport; amino acid transport
Cellular component (GO): plasma membrane
Molecular function (GO): amino acid transmembrane transporter activity
Source: RefSeq, a predicted model, not a curated record
UGUAUGUCCCCUCACUGUGCGUGCUCGAGGCAGUGAUGAAGCAUCCCUCCCUACGACGACCUUAAUCCGUAAAAUGAUAAAAUGAAAUGAUUUCGCCGACUGGUCUUCUUUGGCUCAUGAAAAAUCAUCGUUAGUGUACACUGUGUACAUUUUAUGAUACGCAAACGGAAGUGCGUCCUGCUUGGAUACCACUUGCCUUUGGACUACAAAACCGUAACACUCUGCUGUGAACCGUAGCUCAGCACAUCAGCAUCGGCACAGCUGGACAGCGGGCACCCUGGAAGCAUUGCUUCAUCUUCACCCUCACUGGUCAUGUGGAACCCUCUAGUAAUGAUGCUCCAGUGAAGGAUAGCGAGACUGGGACAUCUCAGCUGCUUUCUGUGUGAUCACUUGACCAUCACCCAAAGCUUCACCAUUCUUCAGGCCCUCCAUUCUCCUCACAGUCUCUUCCCACUUACCCCAUCUCUGGAAGCUCUCUGACCUAUCACAAGGCCCCAAGAUGAGUGGGCUCAUCGGCAAACUGGAUCCUCGGCGGAUUCAAUGGGGGGCCACUUGGUAUGCCUUCCAGUCCCGCGUCCUGCGCACAAAGCCGGUGGAGUCCAUGCUGGAGAGCACAGGUGCCACUGGGGCUCAUGGCACCAAACUCGCCCGCGUGCUCUCCACCGUAGACCUUGUGUCUCUGGGAGUGGGAAGCUGUGUAGGUACGGGCAUGUACGUGGUAUCUGGACUGGUUGCUAAGGAAAUGGCAGGCCCUGGGGUCAUUGUAUCUUUCAUCAUUGCUGCUGUGGCCUCCAUCCUGUCAGGGGUGUGCUAUGCUGAGUUUGGUGUGCGCGUGCCUAAAACCACAGGUUCGGCCUAUACUUACAGCUAUGUGACGGUGGGCGAAUUUGUGGCUUUUUUCAUUGGCUGGAAUCUGAUUUUGGAGUAUCUGAUUGGCACAGCAGCAGGGGCCAGUGCGCUCAGCAGCAUGUUUGACUCGUUGGCCAAUCACACCAUCAGUGGCUUCAUGAUCAACCACAUAGGAACGCUCAAUGGCCUGGGUAAAGGUGAGGAGUCGUAUCCUGACAUCUUGGCCCUCGUCAUAGCCAUCCUUGUCACAGUGAUAGUUGCUCUUGGUGUGAAGAACUCAGUGGGCUUCAACAACGUGCUGAACGUCAUUAACCUGGUGGUGUGGGUGUUCAUGAUGAUUGCAGGCCUGUUUUUUGUUAGUGGGAGCAACUGGGAUGAAGGACGAUUCCUGCCGUAUGGCUGGUCAGGGGUCAUGCAGGGUGCAGCCACUUGCUUCUAUGCCUUUAUAGGAUUUGACAUCAUAGCCACAACCGGAGAGGAAGCCAAGAGUCCAAACACCUCCAUCCCCUACGCCAUCACUGCCUCUCUGGUCACUUGCCUCACUGCCUAUGUCUCUGUCAGUGUGAUCCUCACCCUAAUGGUCCCCUACACUGAAAUUGAUACAGAUGCUCCACUGAUGGAAAUGUUUUCUCUACAUGGCUUUCAAACUGCCAAAUACAUAGUGGCCAUCGGCUCCAUUGCCGGACUUACAGUCAGUUUGUUGGGCUCUCUGUUCCCACUACCGAGAGUCAUCUACGCCAUGGCAGGAGAUGGUUUGCUUUUCAGGUUCCUGGCCAAUGUGAGCACAUACACAGAGACUCCAGCAGUGGCCUGUGUAGUAUCAGGGUUUCUCUCAGCUCUGCUGGCUUUGCUCGUCAGUCUGAGGGACCUGAUUGAGAUGAUGUCCAUUGGCACCUUGCUAGCCUACACGCUAGUAUCAGUGUGUGUGCUCCUGCUGCGUUACCAGCCUGAAGGAGACAUCCAUGGCUUUGUCAAUUUCCUCUCAGAGCAGAAUGCCAAGCGUAAAGAGGGCGUGUUGGCUGAGUGUGAGAAGGAAGCCUGCUCACCGGUCAGUGAGGGUGAUGAUUAUGGAGGACCUCCAUCCAACACCUGUGGAGCAAAGAACCUCCCAUCCCUGAGUGACAAUGAGAUGCUGAUUGGUAAGCCUGACAAGUCCAUCUACACUGCCAGUCACCCCAACUAUGGUACCGUGGACAUGUCCUCAGGCAUUGAAUCGGAUGAGACAGAUAGUGUGUACCUGUUAAAGCUAAAGAAGCUGCUGGGGCCACGCUACUACACCAUGCGCAUUCGUCUUGGCCUACCGGGCAAGAUGGACCGGCCCACUGUGGCCACCGGGCGUAUUGUCACCCGCUGCGUCAUCCUGCUCUUCGUCCUCAUAUUCUGUUUCUGCUCCCUCAUCAUCUUUGGGUCAAGUCAGAUAGCAGAGGGUCAAUGGUGGGCUGUGCUACUGCUGGUGGUGCUAAUGCUGGUCAUCACGCUCUUGAUCUUUAUCAUCAUUCAGCAGCCUGAGAACCCCAAGCGUCUGCCGUACAUGGCCCCCUGCGUACCCUUUGUCCCAGCCUCCGCUAUGCUGGUAAACGUUUACCUGAUGCUCAAGCUCUCCAGCAUCACAUGGAUCCGUUUUGGUGUAUGGUGCUUUGUGGGUGUUCUGAUCUACUUUGGCUAUGGCAUGUGGAACAGCACCCUAGAGAUAAUGGCGCGUGAAGAGGAGGCCCAUGCAAGCACAUACCAGUGCUAUGACAUGGGCGUGGAUGACAAUUUAGCAGUGGAUGAUGAUCUGUACCCUUCAGGUGACGGGGGGCAGCGCCAAAGCUGGGGCUCCCAUGGGCACCAGAAACAGCAAUGCCAGGAGCAGAGGGAGCCUCAGCCUGAUGGCCUGGACAGUGUGGACAACCACAGGACCUCCUCUUCCUUCUCACACAGCAGGGCCAAAAGCAAAGCUGCCAAAGCUGCUCCAGGUUUUGAGGCAUUGGUGGUCGACGAUGAUUUGGAUGAUCCUUUGGAAUGAGAAUGUAAUUUGAAUGUACUUGUCUGCCAACAACUGCAGAACCCUUGGGCUAGGUUGUUAUCUCUCUGCAAUUAAUAUUUAUUUUAUUCCCAUUCCUUGAUUUGCAGCCCUUUUUCACUAUUGAUAGGAUAGUCAGACUGGUCAGGAUGUGAUUUAUCUUUUAAAUACAUCAUGAAUCUUUUUUGUAUCACAGAAAUCCAAAUAUCCCCUUUUUUUCCCUAUUCAUUUAACAUUUUGGUCCUUAGUUCUUAUUGCAUUCAAGUUAGAGUGCUUGUCAGACUCACCAAAAUACAGCAGUCUCAUGACAACUAGUAAUCAUUUUAACAGAUGGCAAAAUAGUAAAAUAUCAUACGUCUUGGUAUGUCUUUUAUUCCCAUAGAGUGAACCAAUCAACAAACAGAAUUUAAAAUCAAUAAAAUAAAAAAUACAGGCAUCAAAUUUAGCUAGCCCCCAAUCUAACACGUUUGGUAACUCAUUCCAUAUUUAUUUAUGCAAUACAAAUUACUAUAUACAGUAUGUCAAUAACCUGUAAAAAGCUUCCCUCAUCUUGUUCCAAACCAUGAUGUUUUCUUUCUUCCAUGUUACACAAGUUAUUUUCCUAUUAAAAUCAUGGUUAAGUUUGGUUUUGGGUAAGGGGUUAGACUUUAAGGUUAGGUUUAGGUUUGAUUGAGAGGUUAAACAGGACCAAUCGUAAUAACAUAAUUUGUUGUACAAGCCAACUUGUUUGAUUACUUAUGAUUUUGCCAUCUCAUUCUAUUAUUACAACUUGUUGGGUUGGACUCACCAAGCAUCUAAAUAUGAUAUUGUUAAUAUUGUUUAACUUCUCCCCCAAAUGGCAUUAACUAGCAUGAUAUUUAUUGCCCUCUUUUGAGUAGUUUGCUGCAGCCCAGUCAGUUAUCACAGUCCCAUACCUUUCCCCGAAACGACCCUUUACCAACUGGUCAAUAUAAAACCAGUGGACACAUUGCCAUGGGAAGCCCUUGCUGCAGUAGUUCACCUUAAAACACUGUGCAAUUUGCACAGACUUUUGUUAUUUGAGAAACUCAGAUGCUACUCUAGCUUUUCUUAAUCAACUUUAAAAUUGAAUUUCAAAAAGGUUAGUUUUGAGAAACAAACAUAGAGGACAGCCAAUAUGGCCCCACAAUGAGAUAGUUGUGAUUGACGUAAGCAGAGAAUCAAAGGCCUCUUUCUCUUCCACUCUAACAUCUAGCCCAAGUGAGGUUUGGACAGUAAGUUUUCACAAAUAGUAAUUGGAAUUUGCUUGUAAUAGUGCCUUCAUCUGUCUGUGUGUGCUUUAAAUAUGACCAUCAAGACGUCCAUACUUGUUUGUUUUUCAUUUUUGUCUGUCAGUAUGUUUUUUGUAGUGUUUUUUACAUAAGGAGGCAUAUCCAUGGUUGUUAUCUGGUGAAGGUUUGUGUGCCUGUCAGCCAUCAUAUUUCACUACCGACCAUUCAUUCAUCCUUUGUGCAGGUGACACAGAUUCAUCCUUGCAAGCAGGCAGCUCUGUGUAAAUAACGAUGGUGUGACCACAGUACGAUAUGUGUCUCUUGGCCAGUCAGUGUCCCUUCAAAAUGGAAAAAAG